UCCAUCACAAAGAAUAUGCUGGGAGCCAAUGCAAAUAUGUUGACAUUGGUAAUGAGCUCUAAAAUAGACAUUUUUAAUUGUUUAUGUUCUUGUGCAACUCUAUGUUAGCUGCAAACACAAAAUAAAGAGCUCUAUAUUGUCUGUCUACUAAUCCUUUUCAUGCAACUUAUUAUCAUCAUGGGAUUUCUUUUGCCUGAGGUGGACAUUGAUGGCAUUAAGGAAGUGUUUGUAGACAUAACAAUGAGUUUUAUGAACUCUAAGUAGUACCCUUGUGCAAAUCUCUCCUAGAUGUAAUAAAAAAUAAUACACUCAUCUUUUGACGUAGAUUUAUAUAUUUUUUAAAAUACUCCUACUGCAUGUUUAUUGGUGUAAUAACCCACUUGGGAUGUUGGUUAAACACACAAAAAGUUUCUAGAUCUCUUACCUCUGGCUUGUGGCUUAUAAACUUUAAUUUACUCAUGUUCUCCCAUCAUCCUACAGGGACAAUUACAUCCAUAAACUGACAGAAAGUGCAGUCAAUUGCUUUACUUCAAAAAGGGUUAAUGCAAUUCAAAGGAAUGAAACAAUCAAAGGAGUCUUUCUCAACGAGUGGUAGGGAAGCUGAACAAGAUACGAAUAUUGACGUCAUCAUUAGGUCAUUUGAGUCACGUGACAGUCCCAUGAUUCGCAAGAUCUUUACGCAAAGCAUGGGAGAAAUGCGAGGACCCUUUGUUCGUGACGUCAUGUACCAAGCGGCUUUUUAUGGAUUAUUUUUAUCGUUCCCUGUAGCACUUUUAAACCUCAUUUGGUCGCCUUGGUGUUUAUCAAUUUACCUUUUAGUUUUAUUUGUUUUAUUGGUUGCCUUGUUCACUGGACUGCACAUUGGGUUUUCAAGGUACAUUCGAAGCUGCUUACGCAACGAUCUAGAUAACGUAGAGAAUGUCUAUUUAGGCCAGAAAAGGUCCCAUAUGUGGGUGGCUGAACUUAACAACAAAAUCAUCGGCAUGGUCGCCCUUGUUCCCGGCAGUGAGCACGAAGUUUGUUUCGGAAAGCCUCGGGACACCGUCGGGCGACUUCGGAGAAUGGCUGUUUCACCCGAAUUUCGUCGACUUGGUGUUGCUAAGAAAUUGUUACAUGUACUAUUAAGUUUUGCAAAGGAGAUAGGAUAUAAACAAAUAGUUCUUUUGACAACCAGCGCUCAGGAGGCUGCGCUUAAAUUUUACCCAAAGAAUGGAUUUUACUUGGUGUCUAAAAGGCUAGCUAAUGUAGCCCUUAGGGGAUUUUAUCACUAUGAUUACUGUUACGAUCUAGAUAAAGCUAGAUAAAAGCCAUAUGUAUAUGUGUUAA
Pocillopora damicornis (cauliflower coral) is the source of this 1326-nucleotide messenger RNA. RefSeq names its product N-acetyltransferase 8F1. The record is from RefSeq and is a predicted model, not a curated record. Gene Ontology annotation, molecular function: N-acetyltransferase activity. NCBI's taxonomy places the organism in Eukaryota, Metazoa, Cnidaria, Anthozoa, Scleractinia, Pocilloporidae.